AUGUCACUCCGCCGAUCUCGUCGAUCGCGAGGCACAAAGGAUGAGAUAGCAGAACCGGACGCUAACAUGAGGACCAGAUCAACAAGACAGACCCGUGCUACUACUUCAUCUGUAUCUGUAUCUCGGUCUUCAUUGGACUCCACUGGAGAAUCAGUCAGAUCACUCCGCCUGACAGUGAAAAUGCCCGCCAACAGACUACGGGAAGCGACGGGCAGUGGCCGCGCCGCGCGCCGCUCUGUUAAUGUGUUUCGGGAAGAUCCCAUCGUGUCGGGACCCCGCUCCAGUCGGAACCGAAAGAAGAUCGUAGAAGUUGCUACGAGCGAUGAGGAAGAAAUCGGCGACCAAGAGGAAGAUGAGGUCGACGAUGAGGAUGCACCUGGAGAUGACGACGAUGAAGAUGACGCUGACGGCGACGUCGAUAUGGAUGAGACCCCACCACAGCCGCCUGUAAGGCGCGGCAAGGCUGCUCCUGCGCCUCGCGCAAAGCCUCCCAAGAGUGUUGAGGCAAAGGAAAUGGAAUUGGAUGAAGAUGAAGAGGAAGAAGAAGAUGAAGAGGAGGAGCAGAUGUCUGACUCCGACGAGGAUGCCGAGGGUGAGGUUGAAGAUCAGGACGAAAGUGGAGUCCCGGAUGUCACCGUCGAUGAUAUGGAUGACCUCGAUGACGAUAUGCUCGAUGAAGAAUUGGAGGGCGAAUUCCUCGAUGGCGGCAAGAUGACCAAGCGUCAGCGAGGGAACCUUGGCAAUGAUUUCUUGCAGCUCCCUAUGGAGCCCCAAGUCAAGAAGCACUUGACAGCGGAAGAGCGUCAAAUGCGCCGUGCAGAGAUGGCUCGGCGACGGAAGAACCUGAGCGAAAAGCGCAACGAAGAGGAAAAGAUGGAUACAAUCAAUCGACUCCUCAAGAAGCAGGCCCCGAAACGACGUGGUCGUGCCGCGGCAAACGAGGCCGCGGAUGGCACCCCCGCCGGUCAAGAUGUCUCUGAGCCUGAGAAGGCCGACCCUAUUUUUGUCCGAUGGGUCAGUGGCCCCAAUGGCUGCAAAGUCAACGUGCCAGAAGAAUGGCUGGGCACACCUUCCGGACGUAUGUUUGGCGCCCCUCCAGCCGACCCUGCGGGGAAAAUGGUUGGAGAACUUUGAUGCUAUACAAUGCAGUUACAACGGAACGGCGCUUUGAGGAAAUAUCUUAAUACGGCAAUCGGGACUGGGUCAUUUUCAUUUGAAAGGGAAUGGCGUUCAAAACAUGUGUUUAUUUACGAACAAGCUUGAACCAUGCAAUUCAUCAUAUUUGACACUCCAACUACACCGUCUUAUGCGCCGAAUGAGCCAUAUCAUAGCUCUUAUAUAUAUAUAUAUAUAUAUAUAGUUUAGCCGACAAGGAGG
Molecule: messenger RNA, 1377 nt
Organism: Penicillium canescens
Lineage: Eukaryota; Fungi; Ascomycota; Eurotiomycetes; Eurotiales; Aspergillaceae
Product: PAPA-1-like domain-containing protein
Exons: 3
Coding region: 1-1134 (377 amino acids)
Biological process (GO): chromatin remodeling
Cellular component (GO): Ino80 complex
Source: RefSeq, a predicted model, not a curated record